GUCCAAGCGUUUGAAUAUUAAUAACCAAACCAUUCCCAUAGUAGGUUUCGUAAAAUCAGGAAAUGCAGCGAGAUCACCUGACGAGUCGUCAUUGCUGUUGCGCUUCCCUCCUCACAGGAGACCAACAACAUGGCUCCCAAAGACAAAAACUCACUCAUGGAGCGCUGCCUUUUCCUCCUGACGCUCGUCCAGACCGCCGAGGCGUUUGACGGCGGAGACGCGGCGGCUUUGCUGCUGGGCGCGACAGUAACGCUCGUGGGGAUCUGCGCGUGCCUCGGCUGGUACGCGCGCACAAGAAACGGCCAGUUUUGAUGACAACCUGCUGACCAAGGCCUUAUCCGGAAGUGUGACUGAGUGCAUAAAGACCGUCAUGCAUUUAUACUGAAAACAAUUGGAAAUGCGCGCAAAGGAAGGACCUAUAUGGAUAAUAUGAGCUAUUGAUUGUAUUCUUUGACGCACUAUCCUUAUUAUGUGGGACACUGAACACUUCCUUCCUGUCUCUGUGCACCAUGUGGGAAACUUCUACAACAGUAUCAUCAUUUAAAAGCCCAUUAGGGUAUUACUGCAUGACAACAAGAUCACAUGCAGUCAUUCUCUCACACAUUUCUAUGGACUUGGGCAUACUGGUGGAAUUGAUGAUGUUGGUCUCCUGUCAUGUUACAAUCACUGCAAGACAAUCCGGUUCCAGUUUCAACACUAUGAUGAAAGCACUAAAUUGUUAAAUGGCUACUGCUUUCUCUGUCUAUAUAAAGCAUUCAAUGUCAAUGCAAAUGUGCUUUACAGAAGGAGGGUGAUGCUGCUUGCUUUAUGUGCUUAUGUUAAUAAAUUUUGUGAACCUUAUGUGCAAAUCUGUUGAAAACUGAUGGACCAUGUUUGAAGUCAUAUGCAUUAAAAUUCUUUUCACUUUAACACAAAUAAGAAAAACUUAAUUU
Onychostoma macrolepis is the source of this 932-nucleotide messenger RNA. Its product is annotated as small integral membrane protein 30-like. The record is from RefSeq and is a predicted model, not a curated record. The transcript has a single exon. The coding region runs from base 130 to 312 and encodes 60 amino acids. NCBI's taxonomy places the organism in Eukaryota, Metazoa, Chordata, Actinopteri, Cypriniformes, Cyprinidae.